AUGUCCAACGACCAGCUGGGACCAAAGGUACGCCUAUGGGGCAUUGCCGACCGCAUCGCCUUUGAGCAGCACCCAGAUCAGCACGUCCCCCCGCUGGUCAGCCACAUCGUGACCGAGGCCGCCCGCUUCAUCAACACGGCGGCGCCCAAGGAUUCCACGACCCCGACGCUGUUCAAGCAAAAGUCCCGCAAGACGCCGGCCGGGAGCAACGCCCCGGUCUUCGUCUCAACCCGCUCCAUUCCCAAGGCCGUCUUGGACCGCAUCCACCGUGAAAACCCCUCGGUCGAUCGCCGCGGCGUCAAGUCUGAGACGUGGGUGUGUCGCCGCUCGGUGCACGAGGACUCGACCGUCCGCGGCACCGCCUCGUGGGCCGAGUUCCGUGACUGCCUCAAGGAUCGCCAUGCAGAAACGGAAAAGGCCUUCACCCCGACCAUGGUAGCUCACCAAACUGUCCAGGAGCACCUGGUCGUGCGCGACAUGGAGCCCGUCACGGUCGACGGCUUGCGCUAUGGCGACUUUACCUGCGCCACCGAGGGGGUGCGCCACAAGGUCGCCCCCUGCAUCCUGCAAGACCGUGUCUUCUUUGUGCUGCAGAUCACGUGUAGUGUCCUCGAUGACGAAAACGCCACCACAGCUGCCCACGAGUUCCUAGUUGUCAACAUACCCAUGGCCGAUCACCCGGACUCGCUCGACCCUCAGGCCCUUUACCGCGGCGCCACCCUCGGUGCCUACGCCAGCGUCGAGCGUAUCCGCAUCCUGCCAGCCGGCCACGAGGACGCUGGCAAGAUUGAGUGGAUUAUGGCCACGGCGUCGGAUGCCAAGGGUAUUCUUCCGCGUUUUGCCCAAGACAUCGCCAUCCCCGAUCAGAUCGUAAAGGACGUGCCCUUGUUUUUCAACUGGAUCGACGGCCAGAGGGCCCCGGGGGCUCCCGAGGAACCCAUGUCGGAGGAGUUGCCCGAGCCACCUCGGUGA
Messenger RNA from Pyricularia grisea, 972 nucleotides. RefSeq lists its product as uncharacterized. The coding region runs from base 1 to 972 and encodes 323 amino acids. The transcript has a single exon. The record is from RefSeq and is a predicted model, not a curated record. Lineage: Eukaryota; Fungi; Ascomycota; Sordariomycetes; Magnaporthales; Pyriculariaceae.